CGACGAAGAGGGAAGAGAAGUGAACAAGGCGAGGAAGAUAGCUAGGAAGGUGGGUUUAAAAAACAGUACAAAAGUUCAUGUUCAUUUAAAUUCGAUUUUUGUAAUACUUUUUAUGGGCUCAACGUGUUACACACUUGAGAAGAAUUUUGAAGGAUUUGCACUGAAACAGUGAAUGAACGAAGGGGCUAUAACGCCCUAAUUUCGUUCAGCAACGUUUGGAAUUACAAUCACUUCCUACCGCUUGGAAAUCAGUAUCUGGCAAUAGCAGCCUGUUUCGAUAGGCCGAGACCCGAACCACACUCCGGACUUGCACGAAAAGACAAAGUGUGUAUGGAGCACUGUGAGAAUGCAGCGUCUCUCCUGGCCUCCGUGCGGGAGCAGGAGAUGCAGUUUGAGCGUCUGACUCGGGCUCUGGAGGAGGAGAGGAGGAGCGUGGGACCAUCGGGUACCCUCCCUCGCCCCCUCCCCACCCUGCAGAACGGGCGUGUCACUGGUGAUGCGGAGUUAGAGAGACUCAAACUGAGCGAGGGAUAUAUCAACGGGACACAGUACAGGAUGUUAGACCCAGGUCAUGUCGUUGAGCAAACGGUCACUGUAGAGGAACCUCAGGAGGCUCCCUCUGUCGUCUCUUUGGAGACCCACGACGACGGAUCCACACGCCGCACUGAGACCACAGUCAAGAAGGUCACCAAGACCACCACCACACGCACAGUCAUCCCGUCUGUGUCGGACACAAUGUCCCUGGAUGGCAGCAACUCUGUGAUUGGCAUGGGGGGCUACGGUCAGCCUGCGAUGUACCGACAGCCUCCGGGUCCAGCAGACUACCCCACCUCCACCGUCCCCCGAAACUACCACUACGGCCCACCAGCAGGCUAUGACGACUACCGUGGCGGCCCACCCUCGGACACCUAUGCCAGCCUCAACCGUGGGAUGCGUAUGGACCCCAACUACAGGCCUGAUGGCUACCGCACACUGGACCCCAGCUACCGGGCGCACAGCCGGCCUCAGCUGGACCCAUACGCAGCGCAGCCCCAGGUAGGGCGCAUGGGCAUGGGCAGUGCCCUGGACCUGCAGCGCUUUGUGCCCGAGCCCUACGGCCUGGAGGACGACCAGCGCAGCCUGGGCUACGACGACCCAGACUACGGCAUGGGCCCACCUAUGCACUACAGCACCAUGCCCCGCCUAGCCCAUGGCAUCCCCAUGCACGCCCAACCACCACGCCGAACUGGGAGUUAUGAGGGCACCCUGGACGGGGACAUGAGCGCCGCCGGGGACAUGUACUACUGGGGCGGCGCGCCCCUUGCCCAGGGUGAGCGAGGCAGCAUGGCCUCCUUGGACAGCACCCUCCGCAAGGGACCCGCCCCCACCACAUGGCGACAGCCCGAGCUGCCUGAGGUCAUCGCCAUGCUCAACUACCGCCUGGACCCGGUCAAAAGCAACGCCGCCGCCUAUCUGCAGCACCUCACCUUCAAGAACGACAAGGUGAAAACAGAGGUGCGCCGCAUGAAGGGCAUCCCUGCGCUGGUCUCCAUGCUGGACAACCCAAAGAAGGAGGUGCACCACGCCGCCUGUGGUGCACUCAAGAACAUCUCGUACGGCCGCGACCCUGACAACAAGAUUGCCAUCAAGAACUGCGACGGCAUCCCUGCGUUGGUGCGUCUGCUGCGCAAGACCCGCGAUCAAGACCUCACCGACACCAUCACAGGCACCCUGUGGAACCUGUCGUCUCACGACUCUGUGAAGAUGGAGAUUGUGGACCACGCCCUGCACGCGCUCUCAGACGAGGUGAUGGUGGCCCACUCGGGCUGGGAGAGGGGCAGCGGCGGCGGAGGGGGGGAGGAGAACUGCAAGCCCAGACACCUGGAGUGGGAGACGUCCCUCACCAACACAGCCGGCUGCCUGAGGAACGUGAGCUCAGAGCGCAGUGAGGCCAGGAGGAAGCUGCGAGAGUGCAACGGAUUGGUCGAUUCUCUCAUGUACAUCGUUCAAUCACAGAUCGACAUGAAAUCUGUCGACAACAAACUGAUAGAAAACAGUGUGUGUCUGCUGAGGAACCUGUCCUAUCAGGUGCAUAGAGAGGUGCCCAACUGUGAGCGCUACCAGGAGGCUCAGCCAGUCAACCAAGGGCCUGUUCCCACACAGAAGACCGGAUGCUUUAGCUCCCGCAAGGGCAAAGACGAGUGGUUUUCCAAAGGGAGGAAGGAUGAUGAUGGAACUUCUGACAUGAUUGAAAUUCCAAAGAGGACCAGCCCUGCUAUAGGUUAUGAGUUGCUGUACCAGCCGGAGGUGGUGCGUGUUUACACCUCGCUGCUGAAGGAGAGCAAGAACCCCUCAGUGCUGGAGGCCGCGGCUGGAGCCGUGCAGAACUUGUGUGCCGGCCGCUGGAGUUAUGGGCGGUAUAUCCGGGCAGUGAUGCGACAGGAGAAGGGUCUGCCCAUCAUGACAGAACUGUUGGCUCAUGGCAACGACCGUGUGGUGCGGGCCAUGUCUGGAUCACUCCGCAACCUGGCCAUCGAUGCCCGCAACCGUGACCUGCUUGGGAAGCACGCGGUGCCACACUUGGUUGCCAACCUGCCAGGCGGGGGCCAGAGCCAGCCGGUGCGCGGCCUGACGGAGGAGACGGUGGUGUCGGUGCUCAGCACGCUGGCCGAGGUGCUGGGCUCCAGCCUGGACGCCGCCAAGACGCUGCGCGCCUCCCAGGGUAUCGAGAGGCUAGUGCUCAUCAACAAGGACGGGAACCGCUCGGAGCGCGAGGUGCGCGGUGCAGGCAUGGUGCUGCAGAUCGUGUGGGGCUUCAAGGAGCUGCGGCGUACGCUGGAGAAGGACGGUUGGAAGAAGUCCGACUUCAUGGUGAACCUCAACCCCCCUACCACCACGCGCAGCAACGGGGGCUAUGAGGACAGCACGCUGCCCCUCAUCGAGAGGGGAGGCAAGCAAGACCGUGAGAGAGAUAUGAUUCCACUGAAUGACAUGGGACCAGACGCAUACUCUACACUGGACCAGAGAGGCAGGAGGAACACUUUGGACAACGCCCUAGACACGGACAGAGACACCGCACAGGGAGGGAUGUAUGGGGAGAGGCGUGGCUCUAUGCCUCUGCUGGACUCUUACGACGGUUAGGCCACUCCCCCUCCCCCCCAAACAGUGCAUGAUCCAGCAUGAAAAACUGAUUGUCUGCAUUACUCGAGGAGAGCGCCCCCUUCCUGCCUAUUGUCCCUGCUGAACUCUGAAGGGACAACAGCCAGUAAUGAAUCAAGACAAGACACUCGAUCUCUUUCUGUCUCUGUUUCUUUCCAUAUAUUUCAAAUGCCAAUCCCCUUUUUCAUUGAGGACCACUGUCUAAGACACAGACACUAUAAAACUUUGCUGUUUCUUUUUUUUUUUUUACCAUCUACAGAACUCCAUAUGAAUAGUUAAGGACAGACCUACUACAACACUAAGGAGGUGGAGAUCCUCUUUCACUUUCCUCUGUCCCUCUCCAUUACUCCUAACUGCUAUUGAAGUUUUCUUUAUAGCAAGCAACAAUGAAAAAUUAAGUCAUGACCACUCUAAAGCCCCCCCCCCCCCCAACCUACCUCCCUCAGUGAUGCCACACUCUGCACGGAUGGUUAACUCCACACAGGGCCCUGUGACACUACUGACUCACAACCUGUUCCACUAAGAUGACUCCUGACUGAGCUGUGACUACCAUGACCAAACUCUCUAACUUGUACCACUACAGUGACACACACACACACACACACACACACACACACACACACACACAAGGGACUCCCAAUCACAAGGGACUCCUUCCUCAUGUGAAACUAAAAGUUCCUUUUAUCUUACAAUCCUCCUUCUCUUCUUUUUAAUUGUCAUUUCUGUUUUUUUUGUUGUUUUUUUCCCCCGGUGGUUGGGAGUGUCAUUAGAAACCUACUACAGUGUGUAUCGAUUAGUUGUAUAGUGUUAAUUUUGCAUUGCUAAUUUAGUCCUGGUUUAUCUGGCUUUCCGAGUCACACCAAUGACUGGCUUUGUGCCAAAGGCUAUCUACAUUUGCUGGCGCUGGGUUGAAAAAUGUACAUAGAACACUCGCAAAACUGAAUUCAUGGUUCCGCACUACAUUUAAUAUAUAUAUAAAUAUAUAUAUUGGGAGAGAAGCAAGGGCCAAGUUGUAAUUUUAGCCUUUGCCCCCCCCCCAUUCAGUCCAGAUGACCACUGCAACCCAUUCCUGCCUUGCAACUGGUUAGCUGUGUUGGUAGCUGUUGUCAUGGAAACGCCUGAGGAGCUCUGCCCAACAUUCCAUUGUCUCUGAGGAGACCAUGUCAGAAGGGCAUCAAUGAGAGAGAUAGAAGGAAGGCACUGGGAGAAAAGCGCCAACGCAAUGGAUUACAGCCGUUGGCUGCUUUGAUGAUGCGGGACUUAAGUCUCAGUUUUUCUUAAGCAGUUCUGUCUUAUGCAAGGGCAAACAGCAGAUUUGAUUGUUGACCCAGUAUGCUUUCUUUUCCAAAGUCUGAAUAUACAUGAAUGUGUAAAUAUGUGACCGCAUCCAACAAUCCGCUGUAAUGUCUGAGUGCCUCACUCACGGAUGGUUGUUUUUUUCUGUUUGUUUGUUUGUUUGUUUGUUUGUUUGUUUGUUUGUGUGUGUGAGUGUGCGAAAGGGUUUUCUGAAGGGCACGACAGGGGUGCUUUACAACUGCUCCUAAUGUGUGGUUUUGCUUGCAUUCUGUCUUCAGUAGCCAUUUUUGUUUUGGAGUGGCUGGUGGUUUUCAGAUGAGAGGGGUGUAACCCUGCUUAUUUCUUGAGUUCCUAGAAGUACAGUGCUUGUUCCUUAGACUGCAUAAUCCAAAUGCACAGUAACAAAAAGUCUGAUGUAGAUAAUUACUGAAUGGAUAGCACUAGGAGUUGGGGAAUAUUUUACUGUGUUGUUUUUACCCUUUUUUUUUUAUUGAUUUUCUUUUUUUUCUUUUUCUUUUUUUGGUUUGUUUUGUUUAUUUGUUUUUAAAGGAAAUGCCAUGUUUUCAGUCAUGUUUGUAUUUAACACUAGUCAUUUGACCCACAUAGAGCAAGCAAGCUGUGUAAUGAUGGCCAUUCUUAUGUAUUACUGAAAGUGAUGUGGAGACUAUUCCACUGGCAGAGUGACGCUGGGUGUGGAGAGGGAAGUAGAGUUUAAAGAAUCUGUUGAAUUAAUAUGGAAAAUGCAAUAACACUCAGUCAGAUGGCGGCAAGGGCAAGAUUUUCGAUUCUAGCUUGGUAUUUAGAUUAAAAAUAAAAGCACAUUUAACUAUAUAUACAAGAGAAUAUUUGUUAAGUUUAAUUAUUUUCCUCUUGGUUUUAUGUCCUUUUCCUUUUUAUAUUAUGAUUUUGGGGAUAUUUUUUCUGAGGGUGCUGUGGGUGAAUGCAUAUGCAAUCAGUUUUAUUUUUUAAUUAAAUGCAUUUAUGGUUUAUAUCUUUUAAUUAAAGACAAAACAAGAAAAAAGUCAUGUCACCUUUCGUCAGUCCUUAUUGCUCUGAUUCUGCAACACUAAUCUGAACAUGAUUCCAGAGGAAAGACGUAAUCUCUGUUUGCCUUGGCUCUUAAAAGUUGCACCUUUCUUUCAUGGAUGGAAUAUGUAACUAGCAAUACUGUUUUUAAUAAAAAGUGAUUUUUUUCAACA
This is a messenger RNA of Clupea harengus (Atlantic herring), 5633 nucleotides long. It is a transcript of the gene ctnnd1, whose product is annotated as catenin delta 1. NCBI's taxonomy places the organism in Eukaryota, Metazoa, Chordata, Actinopteri, Clupeiformes, Clupeidae. Gene Ontology annotation, molecular function: protein binding. Gene Ontology annotation, biological process: cell-cell adhesion. The record is from RefSeq and is a predicted model, not a curated record. Gene Ontology annotation, cellular component: adherens junction; cytoplasm; nucleus.